Penicillium roqueforti is the source of this 771-nucleotide messenger RNA. Its product is annotated as 3-hydroxyacyl-CoA dehydrogenase family protein. The coding region runs from base 1 to 771 and encodes 256 amino acids. Gene Ontology annotation, biological process: fatty acid metabolic process. NCBI's taxonomy places the organism in Eukaryota, Fungi, Ascomycota, Eurotiomycetes, Eurotiales, Aspergillaceae. Gene Ontology annotation, molecular function: oxidoreductase activity, acting on the CH-OH group of donors, NAD or NADP as acceptor; NAD+ binding. The transcript has 7 exons. The record is from RefSeq and is a predicted model, not a curated record.
AUGGAAGGGGUUCAAAAGCCACAGGGGUCUGUUGUAAUCAUCGGAGCUGGUACUCAAGGUAGACGUCUUGCGCACAUGUGGUCGAGCCGAGGCGGCACCGUCCGUCUGGUAGAUCCCCAAGAGAAACAGCUUCAAGAUGGUCUGAAUGCAUGGCUCGUUGUUGAGUGUGUGCCGGAGAACUUGGACCUUAAGCGAAAAGUUAUCACUCAACUUGAUGAGCUUGCACCUGAAGAUACAAUCAUUGCUUCGAACUCGAGUAGCUACGGAAUCUUUGAGAUUAUCGAUGGCAUGAGCUUGAAGAACAACAAGAGAAUUAUGAGCGCGCACUGCUAUUGGCCGCCAGAGACAUCCGCAAUUGAAAUCAUGGGCCACAAGGAUAGCGAUCCUAAGCUGAUUGAGCUCGUCCUGGAGCAAUGUAAAGAACAUGGGUUCUCGCCUUUCUACGUCAAAAAAGACUCUGUCGGCUACAUAUACAACAGAAUCUGGGCUGCUAUCAAGCGAGAGACUCUGCUCACAUUGUCUGAAGGUGUUGCCACACCCAAAGAAAUCGAUGCCAUUUUCAAAGACGUCUUGAAGACGCCCAAGGGCCCAUGUGAACAGAUGGAUGUUGUCGGCUUGGAUGUGGUGUUGGACAUCGAGAAUCACUACGCCGAGUCUCGGAGCGGAAUUCCUACAGAGCCGCGAGACUACCUUCGGGAGAUGAUUCAAGGUGGAAGUCUGGGUGUCAAAAAUGGCCGGGGAUUUUACGACUAUGAAGAACAAAAGAAGUGA